Messenger RNA from Oncorhynchus gorbuscha (pink salmon), 4092 nucleotides. RefSeq names its product phospholipid phosphatase related 5b (gene plppr5b). The record is from RefSeq and is a predicted model, not a curated record. Gene Ontology annotation, molecular function: phosphatidate phosphatase activity. The transcript has 7 exons. Lineage: Eukaryota; Metazoa; Chordata; Actinopteri; Salmoniformes; Salmonidae. Bases 323 to 1321 code for a protein of 332 amino acids. Gene Ontology annotation, biological process: phospholipid dephosphorylation; signal transduction; phospholipid metabolic process.
CCAUCAUUUGCUGCCCACGGUGAAUAGCGGCGCGGCUGCUGCUGCGCACAAACACAGAGACCCACGCGUGCGCUCCCUCCAAUCCACACGUUUUCAGCUCUAUCUCGUUCAUUCCGGUUCCAGUGACCAACCGGGGGUGACAGAACACGGCUCUGUGAACAUCACCAUUCAGCAAUGCCUUAUAACGAGCAUUAGUGGCAGUAGGAGAAAUGUGUGGCUGACAGGUGCUAUGGUCAAGCUGCUGCGCUAGGCUAGGGGCGAAGAAGGCGGAAUGAAAACAGAGGUGGCGGGGCUUUCUCUCCUCAGUCAAGUGGAUUGUUAAAUGUUCCUUUCUCUUCCUUUGACGAACAUGCUUUAUUUUCAGCUGGUGAUCAUGGCGGGGACGGUCAUGCUGGCAUACUACUUCGAGUACACGGACACGUUUAACGUGCACGUCCAAGGGUUCUUCUGCUAUGACAAUGCCUACGCGAAGCCGUACCUCGGACCGGAGGAGUCCAGCGCGAUCCCUCCCGCUCUACUGUAUGCGCUCGUGGCAGGGGUCCCAACACUUGUGAUCAUGAUCUCAGAGACCGUCCUGUUCUUGAUACAAUACUCGUCCAAAGAGCUGGACAGUCAGGAGAAGACCAUGCUGACAGGAGACUGCUGCUACCUCAACCCUCUGGUGCGCAGGACCUUUCGCUUUCUGGGAGUGUACACGUUCGGGCUGUUCACUGUGGACAUCUUUGUAAACGCGGGCCAGGUGGUGACGGGCAACCUGUCCCCCCACUUCCUGACGGUGUGUAAGCCCAACUUCACGGCCCUGGGCUGCCAGCACGCCCUCCGCUACAUCAGCCACCAAGAGGCCUGCACCGGGAACCAGGAGGAUAUCCUGCGUGCACGUAAAACCUUCCCCUCCAAAGAGGCUGCUCUCAGCGUCUACGCAGCUCUCUAUCUUGCGAGUUACAUCACGUGCACGGUGAAAGCCAAAGGGACGCGGCUAGCCAAGCCUGUGCUGUCCCUGGGUCUGAUGUGUCUGGCCUUCCUCACAGGACUCAACAGAGUGGCUGAGUAUCGGAACCACUGGUCUGAUGUCAUCGCUGGCUUCAUCAUAGGACUGGCCAUCGCUACCUUCCUGGUGGUGUGUGUGGUGCAUAACUUCAAAGGCAAGCUGUUGCUCAGUGAAGACCCCCCGCAGGACAACAUGCCUAGUGCUCCCAUGAUGAACAUGUCCAGAGUGGAGAGCCCACUGGAGAAGUACAUCGCCUCGCAGAUCUGGGCAGGAGCGGACAGGGGUUAUAUGGCAGUUGAACCACAUUAUCAAGAAUCACAUCACCUUCGCUGAAGUCACAUGACGUUGAAUCGUCCGUUUUGCAAACCCAUUGGACAUCAACGCUCUUCACCGUCCAAUCAAAAAUGUAAUAGUCGGGGUGCAACGCUAACUCAUUAUGUACGGCUACUGUAUAAGGUCUGUCUGUGUUGUUGUCUUGUCAGUCCCUGUAUCAUAUCCUAUGCCGCAGUCAUGUAAAAACUCCUCAAUAGCCUGAUGGGAAGCUCUUUGCUGUGUUUCUCCAUGUGUUUACUGCAUUUAUUUCAUCUAUUUUUGGACUUAAUCCCUAAAUGAGGAAAAUUGACCUGAUUCAACUUGAAUUAACUCGACUUGUCAUUAUAAGCAGAAAUGCUGACACGCUGUGAUCCAGAUGCCACUUUAUACUGUAGAAGAGAGGACUUCAUCAUGGAAGUGACUGAUACCUUUUUUCCACAAUGUUGGUCAGAUAUGUUCUUAUUCAUUCUGCCAUCGCUUCAUGUAAAUUAUAUUUCAUCAUUGGACUCUAUUUUGUGUACAAUAAGCAUUGUUACAUUAUCAGUAUCCUAAAUAAUGGGAAGCUAGGGAGCAUUAUUUUUCUCAAAUGUAGCCUACUGUAUGUUGUGUUGAAUUUGUAGAUUGAAAAAUGUCCCUGUUGCCACAUACAGGGACAUAUAUUUCAACCCCAGAUUAUGAGAAAUGCAAACCAAUGAUGUUGGUUAGAGUUUGAUUCAUGUUGCUUCACUUUUAUUCAUGUCGCAGUUCCUAAAGCUGAUACGCGUCUCUCUCUCUCUCUCUCUCUCUCUCUCUCUCUCUCUCUCUCUCUCUCUCUCUCUCUCUCUCUCUCUCUUCAGCUCUCUCUCUCUAUUCAGCUCUCUCUCUGGUGUGGAAGGGAUACAGUGAAUGGAGCACAAUGUCGCUAAUCGUUUAGUAAUUACUUUAAGUCUAUUGCUGAUACAUAUGAACGCAUGUGACAGGGAACUGUGUCACUGUCUCACAGGCCAAUAUUGAGAUUUGUUGUGUUAUGGUGAAACGUCAUUGUCUUACUAUGAUUCUCUCAGAUAUUAAUGUAUGUAACUGAGGUUCAACAAUACCACAUCCGUCACUGGUGAAAUUUGAAAAGGGUCUUUCGUCCUAAGACACCUCAGAGUAUGCAGGAAAAGAAAACUGCACUUUGCGAUGCAAGCUGCGAUUCGAUCGACCAACCCCAGUCAAUGCGAAAAUAGUUUUAAGAGGAGCAAUAACAUUCAUUUUCUGACUGUUUUGCCCAUGAGUAGAGAAGAGAAGAGCAUAAUAUUGAUGUCCCCAUUAUGUUGCCCCUGAAAUCUAUAUUUUUGUAAUGAUCACUAAAGCACUGAACUAUCAUGAAGGACACAACAACACAGGAACAUGAUAACAGCAGCACUUUAAAAUCAAGCUUGACUCAGAAACGCAGGCAAGAUGGCCGCCCAUACCGCUGCUGCUUGGAAAAUAUACGUAAUUAUGUCUAGAACAUUCAGGAUUUGUAAAAUCUGCUAACAUGUGCAUUGCAAGACCUAACGGUUAGUGUUAUUAUAUUCAAAUGAUGGAAAAAGUGAACUGUAUAAAAUGUAUACAUACUGUAGGUCAAUAUCCUUCUGUCAGACAUUAUGGCUGUCUAUUUUCUUAUGGUUGUGCACUGUAUGUAUGUGUGUGUUUGUUCACAAAAAGUACAGUACAUGUGUUAAUGGACUAGUAUUACUUUAACAUAGCUAUACCAUGUUAUACAAGUGCACAUGACUAUGUUCUGAUUUUUUUAUACUUUGACUUUAAUAUUUCCUCUAUUUAUGUUGUAUUACAACCUCUACUACAUACUCAGAACUUUUUGUUACACUACAAACUCAUACAUUUAAUUAAACUACAUACUCAUACACUUGGUUACACUACAUACUCAUACAUUUGGUUACACUACAUACUCAUACAUUUGGUUACACUACAUACUCAUACAUUUGGUUACACUACAUACUCAUACAUUUGGUUAAACUAGACUCAUACACUUGGUUACACUAGAUACUCAUACAUUUGGUUACACUACAUACUCAUACAUUUGGUUACACUACAUACUCAUACAUUUGGUUAAACUAGACUCAUACACUUGGUUACACUAGAUACUCAUACAUUUGGUUACACUACAUACUCAUACAUUUGGUUACACUAGAUACUCAUACAUUUGGUUACACUAGAUACUCAUACAUUUGAUUAAACUACAUACUCAUACAUUUGAUUAAACUACACAUUCAUACCUUUUUGUUAAACUACACAUUCAUACCUUUUUGUUAAACUACACAUUCAUACCUUUUUGUUAAACUACAUAUUCAUACCGUUUUGUUAAACUACACAUUCAUACCUUUUUGUUAAACUACAUAUUCAUACCGUUUUGUUAAACUACACAUUCAUACCUUUUUGUUAAACUACACAUUCAUACCUUUUUGUUAAACUACACAUUCAUACCGUUUUGUUAAACUACACAUUCAUACCAUUUUUUCUAAUCUACACAUUCAUACCUUUUUGUUAAACUUUUGGUCCAUAGACAAGACUUUCAUGUAACCUAGCUACUGAUCUUUUUUUUAAAUGACAGGUUUUUCUUCUUGUUCUUCCCUGGUUUGAAGUCAGACUGUUACAUUGUCAUUAUUUAGCAUAGUGAAUCAUUUUGUAUGGAUGUUGUUGAUAUUCUGGUCACCCAGUUGUUUUACCAAACUUCUAUUUCAUUCCUUUGUCUUUUUAUCAUGACCUUUUACACUGUAGACAAAAUUCAAUUUACAGUCUUGGAAUAAAAAAUAAUUAUAUCAAGA